AUGUCUCAAAUAGAAGUCAUAACGGAAUCUGUUAGCAACGGCCACAACGGCCAACUUGAAUCUAUCCAGUACACCCAGCUGCAAAUGGUGGGCCAUGGCUCGUUCGGUGUAGUUUUCCAAACGCAAUUAUUGCCCAGCAACGAGCUUGCCGCUAUCAAGCGAGUUCUCCAGGACAAGAGGUUCAAGAACAGAGAACUCCAGAUCAUGAAGUUGGUGCAUCACAGAAACAUCGUAGACUUGAAGUACUACUUCUACACGAAUAAUGACAAGAAUGAGCUCUACUUGAACUUGAUUCUCGAAUUUGUUCCUGAGACCUUGUACAAAGCUUCCCAUUACUACGUUUCCAAAAGAUUGUCGAUGCCGGCUUUGGAAGUUAAGCUCUACACCUACCAGAUGUUCCGUGCCCUCAAUUACAUACACUCGCAAGGGAUUUGCCAUAGAGACAUUAAGCCUCAGAAUUUGUUGAUAAAUGCCGAAACUGGCGUUUUGAAAUUGUGUGACUUUGGGUCUGCAAAGAUUUUGAACCCCGCCGAGCCAAAUGUCUCUUACAUUUGUUCCAGAUACUACAGAGCACCUGAAUUGAUCUUUGGUGCGACAAACUACACAACAAAAAUUGAUGUUUGGUCCGCUGGAUGUGUCAUGGCCGAGUUGAUCGUUGGCCAACCACUUUUCCCAGGAGAAUCAGGAGUCGACCAGUUGGUUGAGAUCAUCAAGAUUUUGGGAACCCCAACGAGAGAACAAAUUAAAUGCAUGAACCCAAACUACACUGAGUACAAGUUCCCACAGAUCAAGCCUAUUCCAUUGUCGAAGAUUUUCAAAAAGAUGUCUCACGAUUGCAUCAAUUUUUUGACCCGAGUCUUGGAGUACUCUCCUAUAGAAAGAAUCUCGUGUAUUGAGGCUUUAGCCGACCCAUACUUUGAUGAAUUGAGAACCGAAAGCACUAAGUUACCCAACUACAGAAAAUUGUUCAGCCAACAAUUCUACGGAGGCAAUUCUCAUUACCCUCACCAGUCCAAUGCUAGCUACCAAUUGUACUCUAGCCAACCCGAUGUACGUGAGUUGCCAGAAUUGUUUGAUUUCGAUGACAGGGAGUUGUCCAUGGAACCUUCGUUGAAUAGUGCAAUGAUCCCCGAAUUUGCCCGUAACAAACUAAAAAUUACUAGAGGCACAUCUUUGGAAGACUUUGUUCCUAUGACUCCAGAGGAGUUAGAGGUGACGUUGGAAUGA
Australozyma saopauloensis is the source of this 1227-nucleotide messenger RNA. RefSeq names its product GSK family serine/threonine-protein kinase. The coding region runs from base 1 to 1227 and encodes 408 amino acids. NCBI's taxonomy places the organism in Eukaryota, Fungi, Ascomycota, Pichiomycetes, Serinales, Metschnikowiaceae. Gene Ontology annotation, cellular component: cytoplasm. The transcript has a single exon. Gene Ontology annotation, molecular function: ATP binding; protein serine/threonine kinase activity; protein serine/threonine/tyrosine kinase activity. Gene Ontology annotation, biological process: protein phosphorylation; signal transduction. The record is from RefSeq and is a predicted model, not a curated record.